AUGGAAAAACGCACUGAUCCUUACGAUGGCAAGACACAGACCCUACAAGAGAUGAUCCAGAAGUAUCAGGGGGUCUACAGCAAAAGCGAGGUUGAAUCCUAUUUUCAGUCCGAAUGCACCGUGGUGGUUGCUCCCAAGUCAAAGGCGGGAUAUGUGACGCCAGCGGCUCCGAGCUCAGUUGCUCCAGAGAUGGAGGGCUUGCGUGCAUGGCUGAAACAAGAGGGCUAUGAGAAGUACCUCACGCAGGUGCAGCACUGGUGCGAAGAAAAUGGAGCAGUGAUGUUGGAAGAGGUGCAAGAAAACUGGGAUGACAUUCUGCCAGAGUUGAAGGAUCUUUCGCCAGAGGUGCCGAAGAAAGAGGAGAAGGCCUCGAAACCUAGCUUUGCCGUCGCUGGUUUAGAAGAGUGGUUGGAAGAGAUCGAUUUGGAGGAAUACCUGGAAGAUGUCUUAGAAUGGUGUGAGGAGCAUCAUGUCGUGCGGCUCAAGGAGAUCCAGGUGAAGUGGGAAGGUAUUCUACAAGACCUGAAGCUGAAAACUGCCAAAGAGCAGCUCCCUGGAAAGAAGGUCUCUGUCCGAGUUCUGGUUGGAAAAUGGCAAGGGACCUACAUGGCUCUUGUCCUGAAUGUCACGGAUGCAGGGAUCCGAAUUAAACAUUUGGAGGAUGAUUUUGAAGAGACCCUCCCGUUGGACGCUCUAGGUGGUGGCAAGUACUUGCUCGAGCCUGUUGAUUCAGAUGAGGAGGAGGAGAUGGAAGUCAAAGACCUGUUGCGCAAAGGUCGCUUGUCGGUGGCGACCGGCGACGGAGCGGGCCUGGAGCUGCGCUGGGUGAAGUUGGGCUACGCCGUGGACCAGGUUUUGCCCAAACCGGGACAACGAGAUCUCCAUCCCGGGGACGUCAUUCUGUGGAUCAACGGCAUGUCCCUGCUGGCCUUGGACGAAGACACAGUGACCGAUCGCUUCAGCGAGGCCUUCGGAGAUCAUGUGCCGCUGGUGGCGGGGAAGCUGAGCGAGUUGAUGAAGCAUCCCAUGGAGAAGAUCCAGAAGGAAGUUCAAAGCCUGGUGGCCUCAAAGUGA
Durusdinium trenchii is the source of this 1074-nucleotide messenger RNA. The record is from the annotation of a GenBank genome assembly. NCBI's taxonomy places the organism in Eukaryota, Dinophyceae, Suessiales, Symbiodiniaceae.